GAAAUCCGAGCUGUGGUUUCCCAAUCUCACCUCUGCAUGAAGUUUCCCACUCCUAUGGGAAUAGCAACACUGCGAGGAAAUCAAGAGGUGGCUAGACAUUGUUAUAUCACCUCGGUAACACAACCAACGAAGGGCAAAGAUAAGACACCCGAGGUCAUUCCCCAGCAGAUUCCUGAUAAUCAGCAGGUAAUGGGUGUAGAGAUCAUUGAUAAUCGACCGGAUGAUGAAACCAGAGCUGCUCCGGUCGAAGAUGUUGAAGAAGUGCUCGUUGAUGGCAGAGAUCCGAGCCGAAAAACGCAGAUCGAAACUAGAUUGAACCCAGAGGAGAGGGCAGAACUGAUAGCUUUUCUCCGAGCCAACAAUGAUGUAUUUGCAUGGACUUCGGCGGAUAUGCCAGGAAUUCCAACUUCAGUCUGUCAACAUAAGCUUAGUACCAACCCGUUGAAGAAACCAGUGGCCCAGAAGCGGCGUCUCUUCGGGGGGGAGAGGCUUCGGGCUGUCAAAGAAGAGGUGGAGAAGCUCCUACAGGCUGGUUUUGUGAGGAAAGUUGAUUAUUGCGAAUGGGUGGCUAACCCAGUCAUGGUGAAGAAGGCCAACGGGAAAUGGCGAAUGUGUAUCGAUUAUACAAAUCUCAACAACGCCUGCCCUAAGGAUUGCUAUCCAAUGCCGAGCAUUGACAAGUUAGUUGAAGCGGCUUCAGGCAAUGAGAGGUUGAGCCUCUUGGAUGCAUAUUCUGGGUAUCACCAGGUGCCAUUGGCUCCCGAAGAUGAAGAGAAAACCUCGUUCUAUGCUGGCGACGAGAUUUAUUGUUAUGUCAUAAUGCCGUUUGGCUUAAAGAACGCAGGUGCUACUUAUCAGAAAAUGGUGACCAUAGUCUUCCGAGCUCAGAUUGGCAAGAAUCUGGAGGUGUAUGUGGAUGACAUUGUGGUAAAGAGUCUGAAGGCAGAAAACCAUCUCGCUGACCUCGACGAAACCUUUAACAACCUCAGAAAGAACCGGAUGCGGUUAAAUCCAGCCAAGUGCAUCUUCGGAGUGGAGUCUAGAAAAUUUCUAGGUUUCAUGGUAUCCCGAAGAGGGAUUGAGGUCAAUCCAGAGAAGAUCAGGGCAAUAGCUGAGAUGGAACCGCCGAAGUCAAUUAAAGAUAUACAGAGGUUGACUGGAAGGGUGGCAGCUCUGCAUCGAUUUAUCUCCAGGUCAGCGGAUAAAUGCUUGCCAUUCUUCAAAAUUAUGAGAUCUCAACGGCUGAGAUUCGUUGGAUCUUACGGUCCCUGUUGACACCGUUUGGAAUUCAACGGGCAUCCCCAAACGGUACCGUUUUAAACUUGACGGUUCGUUUUUAAAUUUGCCCGUUUAACUGUUACAGUUACCUUUUUACGGCUGCAUUUAUUGCGCACGUCAUUCCAUGGACAACUGUCACACCACGUUGUCAGGUUUUCCAGAUGGCCCCACCUACGCCCAUUUUGACACCUCCAUUCACUUGUGCAUAUUCUCAAAUAUACAAGUGUUUCACCUCGGCUUCAACUACAAUAAUGCUUCAUUACAUUUCACCUCGGCUUCGGUCACAGCAACCCAAUCUCACACAUUUUACUUCGGAUACGAGUAUUAUGACC
Messenger RNA from Rubroshorea leprosula, 1610 nucleotides. NCBI's taxonomy places the organism in Eukaryota, Viridiplantae, Streptophyta, Magnoliopsida, Malvales, Dipterocarpaceae. The record is from the annotation of a GenBank genome assembly.